AGACCUUGUUAGUACCCCACAAAUGGGCUAGCGAGUACUUCUACUACUACUAGUAAUACUCCUACCUCCACUGCUACCCAUGGCGUUCCAGUCUCUUGCGUCUCUUGGACUUGGUGUCGGUCGUGGAGGAGUCACCACAUUGGUCGUGGCAUGGUACUAGAGCAGGAACUACGACUAGCAGGUGGGACGGAUACCCGGUUUAGGGUCGGGUUGGGACGAUAACCCUAAAAAUUACUCAGAGGUCACUGCACGAGUCGCAGACUGCGGCUCUUUUGUGUCGAUUUUCCUCCUCCGAUGUCUCUGCGUACGAAACGCCUAUUUGGUGUGAGGCACAACUUGGUAGACGGACACUUUGCUGAGAUUGCCCAAACUAGUGCGGGUAGAGCGUCGAGAGGAGGACAAAUUUAAUAGAACUACAGGAUCAUGAUCAAGGCCAAGGACUACGAAGGGCUCCUUCUCCUUCAACAGCAUAGGUAGAACAACGCCGACGCCUUCAUCCACGCAUCUCGGCAUUCCAUGCCAGACGAACAAGAGCUGCUGGCAGCUCUGUCGAUUUUCAUAGUAGGGAAGACGAAGAGCUACUGCAAGAACGAACUAGGGAAGUACUACUCCAGCAUCGAACUAGGAUUAUAUCGAUAAGACAUAAUCGACAUAAGUAGUUCUAUCCUACUACUCCUGCAUCGAUAAUCGACAGAGCUACUGCAGCGAACUAGGGUCGAAUCGAAAGAGCUCUGUCGAUCCGACCACAGGGGAAGAGCUCCUGCAACGAGCUACUACCUUGUAUGCUACCGCUAUUUGGUAACCUGAAUUUGAUCAUAAGCGCAAACAAGAAGAGAACGACCCUUGUGAUCAAAUUCAGGCUACCAAAUACCGGAACCAUUCACCCCUCUACUACCUCCGACGCAACAACCCGGGAUCGAGAGCGAAGGUCCUCUCUUCCGUACUAAUACGACAGGAGACGAACAGCUACUGAAAGGUGGACGAGAGGGUGUAGGUCCCGCGACGCUCAAAGCACACAAAGUUGGAAAUUAGCCGGCUAAAAAUUUCCCUCGAUAGUUCGGAGGUCGCUCGACGUAACCCUAUUCGCAGUAUAAUAAGCAAAACUCGCUGAGCAAAAAUGUCUGACGAAGCACCUGCGGAAGGAGUUCCUCCAGAGGAUUACGGCAUGACUGUAGAAAUUGAGACAACAACAACAUACGUCCGAGCAAAUAUUUAUAACUAUUCAUCUUCAAUGCCAAUGGCCGCGGCAGGCUUAAGGUGUUCCUUCUAACGGUAUUAAUACCGUUACGAGUUUUUAACCCCAAAAGCCUUUUGCUAGUACAACUACCUGUUGUAAAAAAUUUACAUUUACUACGAGGACGGUGAAUAAUUUACAUUUACUAAGUCGUACAACCUAUGUGGUAGUGGUACGUGCUAACACCACGUAGUACCUUGAUGUUGAUCUUGUUGCAUGAUCCAAGAUUCAGAGAAGCUUUAGAUUCUUUGAUAGAAGUUGGCUUUAGACAUCUCAUCUUUGGUACAAAGACUCCUAUAAUGCAAUUAGUUGUAACUAGUGCUUUGUAGUAGUGGUCCUCUAAUAAAUACAAAGUUACUAGUAAUCUAAUACAAAACUAUUACUACUAAUCUAAGUAAUCUAAUAAAUAUAAAGUUACUACUAAUCUAAUACAAAACUAUUACUACUAAUCUUCUAAGACUAAAUACGAAGUCACUAGUAAUCUAAUACAAAACUAUAACUACUAAUCUAAGUCUAGUAAUCUAAUUGUUGGACCACAAGAACACAGGCCUCCGCGCCUUGGUUCGUUUCUCAGUGGAAACACAAAGCCAGAAUCUUGAAUGCAAGCAAAUCUUGACACUCCUGCCUGAGAGUUGCGAUCUCUGGCUGGUGUAGUCCCUGUUUGGUUCAUUGGGUAACGUGAAUCAUACACCAUCAACAUAAGCAUGUCAGAAGGGAUCGGGCUGGAUAUGCAUCAUACGACUAGGAUCAGCACAACCGUGCCUAGUCUACGCAUUGAUCAUUAUGGUUAUGCGUUGACUGUGCUUGAAUGUGCAUUGGAAGUAGCAUUCGUGACCAUUGACACUCAUGUCUUGUGAGAUCAUCCCGAUGACAGUCGAGCGCGAGGCUUUGCGUGAGCCACUGAGAACAGAACAACACGACAUCCGAGAGGCUUGAGCCAUACACGACCAACACUAAUACAAAACUACUACUACGAAUCUAAGUCUAGUAAUCUAAUAGAUACAAAACUAUUUCUACUAAUCUAAGUAAUACCCAAACUACUACUUUGUUCCCCCCCUCUCUCAAUCUUUGGAUGUACCCCUGGAUUGGGUUUCCGAUCUUCUGUCUAAUUCUUGGGAGAAAAUGGAGAAUUCGAGGACGAUGCUGCGGAGUACGAGAGGGAUCCUCUUGAGCAAGUCUGGGUUUUUGGCUGCAACGACCAUUUGAAAAUAGACGAAGAAAUAAUAGCAGCAAAAAUUAAGGCUUGUUCACGGGCUGCACUUUUUUUGACUUGAGGACUAUAAAUUACCCUUUUGUUCUCUUUUCUAUCUUCCCCUGGUCUUUCUUUUUUCUAGUUAGGUCCGUCGUCUGCUCCGCCACAAAUAUCACAGAGCAACAAGUCAGUAUGUAGAGCCAAUCUGUCUUCUUUUGAUUUUUAUAAUCGUCCUCGCAUUUAAUACUUCUUCUCGUCCACUACCACGAGGAUCAUUCAUUCUUUCCUCUACUUUUGGUAUAGUUCUUGUCGUCUCUACUUUCUUUUCACGCGUACUCACUCUACUUUCAUCGAGUUCUACUGUUGUAUCAUGAUUCAAGUUUUGUGUUCUUUUGUGUUUGCACUUAGGAAGGCUACUUGAGAAGCCAUGUUGAUGAUGAUACUAUCGUCGAAGGCCGCGAUAAUAUCGUCUUUUUUCAUGAAAAUAUGAUGAGUACUACUAGAUGAGGUUUUUUUUCGAGCCACGAGUUGUACGCACAACUCACUGAGAAAAUAUAUAUGAUGUAGCGAGGGCCCUCCUCUCUGGUUGUGGGUUUAUUUGGUGAACCGGUACCCCAUAGCGAAUAAACCUGUGCACACAACCAGAGAGCUGAGCACUCACCGGAGGCGUUGCACAGGGCUCCGGCCUGCCUUUGAAGGUGAGACCUAUGGGGCUGACAGGACGGCGAUAGCGCCGGCGCUUAGUUAGUUUUAGCAGUUAGCGGGAUACUUCAGAAUACUUGUUGAUAGUUACCUUUUUCUCUUUUAUAUCUUCCUCUGGUCUGUCUUUUUUCUAGUUAGGUCGGCUCCACCACAUAUAUGAUGAACAGUACUAUGGGUCGUUUUUACUCAUCAUGCUGAUGAGUAUCACUAGUACUAGAGUAAUAUCCACCCUACGACAAACCACCGCGUGCUGCAGGUAACUCUGAAGCCAACUACUUCUAAAAUGAGUGGGAAUUUUUUCGAGGACUUCCUUGCAAAUUGUGAGGAAUUUCGCAUGGUUCCGCAUCCUAGCAUGACGAAGGAGACGUUGCUUAAGGCCGCUAUGUGAUGUCCUCAGAUACUGCUAUAUAAGCAUGACGAAAGAGUGACGCUGCUUAAUAAGGCUCCUAUAUGUCCUUACUUACAAUUAUCUGGGUCAUGUGCUUCUAGGCACUUCUUCCAGAUGAUAUCCGGUGUGCUAAAAAGUAGCACUAAAACUAUUGCUUCUUACUUUCCAAGGGUGCGGCCAACGCUCAAGAUAUGUCUAGGAUUAUAUUGAAUACUCAGUCAUCAAGAUAUGAGUAUCGCGACUAUAUACCUACUCUUUUAUUGGAAUAUUCUCUUUUAUUAGAUAGGAGGGAUAUAAUAUGUAUAUGUGAGGACUAUUUAUUUUUCACUACUGACAGGGCUAAUAUUGCUACACUACUUCAAAUCAUCUUUUUACUACUCACUGACCCUAGCCAGGCAAUGGCGCACGUGUUGAAAGUGAAGAUUUUUGGCUGGUCAUCUUGUUAAACCACACCGUCUAGUCCAUUCAUCAUUACUUUUCACUACUCGCUCAGCAACAAGAUAGUGACUCAUUCAGCAUAUCUCUAAAUCGGCUGGUGCCAUCAUCUGCAAAGGAUUGCUUGUCGAUCUUUGCUCUCUAAAAAUUAUGAGGUACUUGAACUCGAUUAAACAAGGUUUAGACCUACCGUUUUUACUCUGCUUGUUGCGAUGUUUCUUCUUGGAAAAGAGUGUCCGUAAACGCAGAAGGGGCUCGCCUUCAAGCACAACCUAGCACACUGACAACUUGUUGCACGGGUAGUACUUCCUUUCUUUCCUCUUCUAUCUAGAUUAUAAGUGCCCUCGCCGACGCCAGCACUGACACCCACCAGACACAACUCACAAACCGGGCACAGCAUGUUCUUGCUCUUGGUGUGGCAUCAAAAAUUCUCUGAGCACAACUUCUCUCUCCAGGCACAUCUUGCCAACGAGUCAAUUAAGGCACACUGGGUAAAGAUGAAGAUGAAGUAUAUUGUUUCUCAUGCGAUGUUCUUACUUCACUGCAAUUACAAAAUACUAAUGGUUGUUCCAUAUUUUCAAGGUCGUCAGUCUGCUAAGUCCUCCACCACGGCUAUCAGGAAAUAUGAUAGCAAUACUAGAAGAUACGAAACAAUUUACUAGGGACGCAUCAUGCAUGCAGGUCCUGCUCUUCUAAGUCAUUCGAUAGAACAUCUUAAGUUCUCGGAUGCGCUGCUAGAUGCGCAGAUGGUUUCCCUGUUGACAGACGCACUAGCCGAGGAACGGACGACGGUGAAGAGUUUGACGCUUGACUGGAAUAAGAUCGAUGUACUCUUGUUCUUCAGUCUUCACCUACCUUAAUUAUAACCUGAUGAGACUGAUACCCUAUGGAUGCGCCCUUAACCUAGUAACUGAAUGACCUGAAGAUGAGAUUAAUACCUAGUACUAGGUAGAGAAAGAGACCACCACGUAGAUUGUAGUGUGUUACAAUGAAAACAAGAACUUAUGGAAAAAUUCUCACAACAAACGCAAACUUGUCUAUCAGUUGCCGUUGGUGAUACCGGAGGAAGUUAAGGAAUUUGGCGAGAUGGAGGCUUUGGAACGAGCAAGAAUGAGCAAGCAGUCCUUAAGGGACGUCCAAGUCUGGACUGAGCUGGUACUGGAGUCCACGAAAAAGACCAAAUUUAGCGAAGUUUUGGAAUUAUGAGCAUGUUCUUCUAGAGCCCCAUUCUAAAAUUUGGUGUUAUGAUAGAAGUUGUCUUCUAUAUGCAUAUCUAAGUCAGAGUAGUUAGAAGAACAAGGAUCAUGAAGACAUUCUCUAAUACCUCUGAAUCCAAUGAAAAAAUCGCAUACAACCUCUGAAUCUAGUACCUCUGAAUCCAAUGAAAAAAUCGCAUACAACCUCUGAAUCUACUACAAUAAAUACAUCGCGCACCUCUGAACCUGAAGAAUGGGUCAUCUGACCCUCAUACCUCUGAAUCUCAACAAAAUAACUUCUAAUUCUUAUCAAUCUCAAUCUUCAAUCCUCUAAUUCCUAUGCUCAACGAAGCCUGGGCACCGAGUGCGAGUCGGCAGGAUCUUAGGAUGAUAAGCUUGGAGACUGAUAAACUCGAUUACGCGCAAUUCACCUACCACUUCGGAGCAAGACUUGGAGUAUUCCCAUUUCGUAUUGGGAGUUGUAAUUUUUUUAUUUGAUAAUUGAAGAACAAUGAGAUGGACUUUGGUCAUCUACUUGCACCAGUAUUAUUGAAGAUGUUGGUAUUGCUAUAGUUGGUAUGUAUUCAUCCGGUCCCCUCGUCUCUCUUUUAGACCCAAGCCAACCAAGCGUUUCCUCUCUUCUCUCUUUUUUAAGCCCUAUUGCUCUCUGUGUCUGCGCUUCCCCGUCAAGUAGGAAAAUUAUGCUGACUUCUAGGAGUAGUACUAGUAGGGACUAGUAAAAAAACUGAGGUGCUUUCCAAACCCUUUCCUUAGGUCCCACUCCGAGACGAGGUGUUUCAGAAAGCGUUCGCCCACUUCGAUGGUCCAGAAUUUAGCGGUGGCGAGAGUAAGACUUCCCUUGCGGUGAUACAAAAAGUUUGCUCAAAUUAAGGCUUGUUCAACAUUUUCAUAAAUAGUACUUCCUUGUUAGUUUGUAUCUGUCCCUAUUAGAAGUUUUUAUUUCGUGGCAAUUAAGUUCAACUUAGUUGAUCAAAUCAUUGAAACAAGAAUAUUUAAGGCUAUUUCAUCUCUCUUGUUCUCCCUUCAUUGUUCUAAUCCAUCCUCCCACGUGUGCAAGCAGUCCCACCAGCAGUGGAAGGGGAGGAUCCUCCUGCUGAGCCUUCAGAUUAAGCCUUCAGAUUAUGCUGUCACUAUCCCACGUGGAGUAUGCUGAGUGGAGUCCCCCUUGAUUUACAGGGGAAAGAAUAUAUUUUUUUGCCUAUCUGACUAAGGUUCACAUGCUUAUAAAAUAUAUAGGGAAAAGAACUAAGGGGCGGAUUGCAUUUGCAUAUUGCCCCAAGCAGGGCGAAACCCCGAAAACGCCUCCCCAUCACCAGGAACUCCUCUCGUCACUUGAGUUUUAGAGUUUUAACGUUUCGCAAGCCUCUAUUCUUCACUGAUUGAAUGGUUCCGGUAAUUGGUAUAGCCUGAAUUUGAUCAUAAGGGAAAACAAGAAGAGAACCCUUAUCAUCAAACUCAGGUUACCAAAUACCAGAACCAUACACUGAUUAAAGAGGAAACUAAGGGCAGCAGGGGCACACAGCAGGGCACCUCACUGAACCUGGGAUAGUGAAAAACUGGCGCUAAUCAAAGGACGCUCCAGUUCCGCCUGACCCCAUAGGCGAUGUUUGGCGGAGACUGAUAGAAACCUCCUUCAUCGAAAAUCUCUCUAUGAGAUGUUGCUCACUUUCGAGGUAUUAAAUAGUUGUAAGCUGUAGUCGUCAUCAUCACUCAUCAUCAUCAUCACUCGUAUUAAAUACUCACUCACAGUAGUAGUCAUCAUAGUAUCUUAUAGAAGUAGGCUGUCAUCAUCAUAACUCAUGUUUCUCUAGUACUUGUUUGUGGUGUCGUUGUAACAGGUACUCGUGACCACGAUAAGUAUCGUGACUUAAGAGAAGAUGAUGAUACUUUGUACUAUGGCCUUCAACCAAAGCCCUUCUACCCACUACCGAAGCUAGCUCGUGGGCUAGACCCCCGAUUAUAAGCCCAAUAACCCUUCAGGUUGUUCUUUCACGCGUUAGCUUCUUUGUUAGUUUCUUUCACGUUGAAGUUUCUAGUCAUCUUCUCUUCUGCGGGUGCAUCGCAUAGUCUAGGGGCUGGUAUGCUAGCCAGUGAUAGACUCCAUAAUGAUGAUGGCCAUCGAGGAAACCUCUUCUACCCACUACAGGCUAGAAGCUCCUGGUGUAGCCACUGGCAUUCGCGCGCAAGUCUAUCUCCGACAAUUGAAUCUCUAUGGGAAUAACUUGUCGGACGAUAGCGUUGCACUCAUAGCAGACGCAUUAGCGGACAACAGUUCCUUGGAAUAUGUUAAGGCUACCUCAUCUACCACUCCAUCGAUCUCUAUGCAAAAUCAUAGUGAAGUUCAUGCAAAUCUAAGCAUGUUGGUCUCGGGAACAACCUCAUAGGGAAUCGAGGAUUUGCAGCGUUGUGUGACACCUUAGGCGCGAAGGUAAUAGAAGACAGAGCAGAGGCAGACGCCAGAAUAGCUGCACAGUCUGCGAAAUCAAUGCCGGCGCCAAGUACUUUUUACAUUUCAGUUUCAUUCAACUAGACAUUCUUCUAUACCCCAAGAUUGGGUACACUACUACUACUACUACUACUACUCAUUCAACGCAAGUGCCUCUAGUACUAUCAACAAUGCGGCCUCAUCCUGAAGUAGAUUUAAACAACUUCAAGAUAGAAAAUAAUUGCGUGACUCCUGAUUCGUUAAAUAUAAAUUGAUAGGAAUGUUGACUUCUUCCUAUCCUAUCCUAAGGUAAAGACGGUGCAGGAACAGAACGGCCACAGCGAGAGUCAGUCUGGGUCGAUGAAGUGGUAGAAAUUCCUGCACCCGCAGUCGAAGAAGGCGAAUCACCGCCACCACCAAAAUAUUAUUGGUAUUAGUAGUUCACCUUGACUGCAUCUGGUGCACGUUCAUCAUCUACUUUAUGUUCCAUGUAGUUCCGCCUCUUUUUCUUCACCUUGAUGUUGUUCAGAAGUUAUCAUCGUGUUAUCACAAGUACUUAUUCAGAAUUAUAUAAGUUUUUGUUUGUUUGUUCUUAAAGUACAAUACAAGUGUUGUAUUGUCCCUGUACAGGUUUAGAUGUUGUUAAUACCGAAGAAGUAGAUAAACAAUUGUCGUGAAGAUGAAAUCAAUUUUUUUUUUCCACCAAACAACAAACUCAACCUCUUCAAAUACAGAAGAAACACAGGUUUCGCAACAAAACAGUGAAGAAACUGAAUCUUAGCUACAACCUGAUCUCCGAUUGGACUGUGGUGCAGGAAUGUCUUGCCCUAGGCAACCCGGAAGCCUGCGUAACCUUGAUUAUGGUAGCAACAUAAUACUAGUACAAUAGUAGUACGUAAAGAAGAUGACUGCAGCUUCUACUAGUCGUAGUACGUAUUAAUAGUCGUACACUAACGUAGAUCGAUUUCCUUCUCGCUCGCUAAUGGUGUUGGUGUCACCUUUCCUUUGGGUGUAGAGUCCGUGUUGUAAAGUCACUGGCUAUAUAUAUCACAUAUAGGCAGCAAAUUGCCGCAGGCGCGACGCCUGAGCGUAGUGCGUGAAGAUGACUACUUCUACAACUAGUCGUAGUACGUAUUAAUAUUUAACCUGCAGCCUGAAGAUCGUCUCUCUAAUUGACUAGUGGUACGGAAACCUGCAAAUACAACUUUGAAACAGUAGGGGACGUCUAGGACAGCUCUCCUUCAACCUAUAACUACUACCUAAAGCCUGAUCUCUCAAAUUCAAUCGUGCAACACCUCUAGAAUAGGCACAAUCAUCAUCAUCAUCAUCAUCAUCAUCAUCAUAAUCAUCAGUAGGCUAGUAAGAAGGUUACUAAGCUACUAGUAUAAUUUUUUUCAUAUUACCAGUCGUAUUAGGGUAGUUGAAAAAACAGCACCUCAAAGGUUCUUAGUAUUUGUACUAUACGUAUACAACUUCUAGUAAAAAAUUUCAAGAAAGAUGACCGUCUACUUCUUCAAAGGCAACGAAUAGUUGACGCAUGCAUGCACACAGGUAGCGCCUAUACCUCACGAAUAGGUACUUGAAUCAAAUCAAUCAAUCUUCUAAACUGACCGGGAACGCAGUCGCCAGAGAUUUAAAGGACGCCCAAUGGCCGCAGCCAAAGGAGGACGCUGUUGUCGGCUGGAAAGUGGAUUACGGUCAACCAGUCGCACCAGUUGAGCAGUAGAUGUCAUGUGGUAAGGAAAGUGGAUUACGGUCAACCAGUCGCACCAGUUGAGCAGUAGAUGUCAUGUGGUAAGGAAAGUGGAUUGCGGUCAACCAGUCGCACCAGUUUUCGAAAAACCUACUAGACAACUUAAUCACUUCAACUUCUUCUUGUUGAUACAACUUACAAAUCUUAUCCUUAGGCUUAUCCCUUCAAACAAUAUAUAACUUACAAAUCAAAGGCCGCUCCUGACGAGAAGGAAUCAAGAACUGCAAUGAACAUGAAGAUUGUCAACAUUGUAGCAAUUUCAUUUCCGUUUGAUAGUAGCAAAUAUAACCUGUGUAUUCUCCUGUCAUCAAGUCGUCUAAUUGAUAAUGAUCAUUAGUUGCAAUCACAACUUGCGGAAGUGGAAAGUCUUUUUUUAUUUGAUGUUGAACUUACCACGUUAUUUACGUAGAUUUAGGAUUAGGUAAUAGGCAGACUUUAAUGAAGAUGUCAUGUUUAUGUCACCUCCGUUGACGACGAAUCGCAUCGUGUUCUUGUCGUGACUCAGACAGGAUUGAUUUCGUCCUCAAUGAAUGCCAGCAUUGUUUAUUUCGUCCUCAUUUUCAUGAAGCAAGCAAUUCGGUGCCGAAGUCCACUGUUGAGAAGUGCAGCUGGCCUUUAAUGGAGAUGUCAUGUUUAUGUCACCUCCGAUGGCGCUGGAGUGCAGUGGUGAGAAGAUGAUUGAGGAAAAUGAUGCGUUCCAGAGAACCUCAACGGGGAAAAUGCGUUCCAGAGAUGAUUGAGAAAAAUGAUGCGAACCUCAACGGGACGACCUCCGAAGAGAUGUUGUGUUUCCACAUAGGAUAUUGAUUGUGCAGAU
This is a messenger RNA of Amoebophrya sp. A25, 10163 nucleotides long. Lineage: Eukaryota; Dinophyceae; Syndiniales; Amoebophryaceae. The record is from the annotation of a GenBank genome assembly.